Cygnus atratus (black swan) is the source of this 1756-nucleotide messenger RNA. RefSeq names its product squalene synthase-like. The transcript has 2 exons. Bases 27 to 398 code for a protein of 123 amino acids. The record is from RefSeq and is a predicted model, not a curated record. Gene Ontology annotation, cellular component: endoplasmic reticulum membrane. Lineage: Eukaryota; Metazoa; Chordata; Aves; Anseriformes; Anatidae. Gene Ontology annotation, biological process: cholesterol biosynthetic process; farnesyl diphosphate metabolic process. Gene Ontology annotation, molecular function: squalene synthase [NAD(P)H] activity.
GGGCUCUUUGUUUUUCUCCUUAGGUGAUGGCCAUCGCCACUCUGGCCGCCUGCUAUAACAACAAGCAGGUGUUCAGGGGCGUAGUGAAGAUCCGGAAGGGACAAGCCGUCACUCUGAUGAUGGAUGCCACAAACAUACAGGCUGUCAAAGCCAUCAUGUACCAGUAUGUGGAAGAGAUCUACCAGAAGAUCCCCAGCACGGACCCUUCGUCCAACAAGACGCAGCAGAUCAUCGCCUCCAUCCGCGCCAUGAGCCUGCCCGGCGGCCCCAUGGCCUCGCGCCACCACUACUCCCCCAUCUACCUGUCGUGCGCCAUGCUGCUGGCCGCCCUCAGCUGGCAGUACCUCAGCACCAUCUCCAAGGCCGCCGAAGAGUACGUCCAGGCGGGCGAGAACUGAAGGGCGGGCAGGCGGUGGGAGAGAAGAGAUGGUCGGCGGACGGGCAGCAGAGGCGGGAGGCUCCUUGCCCCUGCUGGUGGGGACAGCCGGGUGCCACCGGGCCCGCGGGCGGUGAUGAGGACGGGACGCCGGUGGCCUGGAGCCCCUGGGGGGACAGCAUGGCGUCGCCAGGCUCCGCUCCUCACCUCUCUUGCUGCCUGCGUGGCUGGUUGCAAGCACCAAUCGGAGUCUUACUGUUUGGGGUUGAAUUUGGAUUUUGGUUUUUCCCUCCUUUCCUGUUGGACAGUUUACCUGAUUACUACCGAUUGGAUUUUUCUUUUUUUUUUUUUUUGGUUAGGAUGGUUGAAAUAGAAACUCCAGUUGCCUCUUUUCUUGCUUGAGAUUUGAGACCCCUUUCCAGCUCAGAGCCGCGGGACGGGAGCCUUUUCUGGGUUUGGCCUCCCUUUCUUACACAGCCCCUUUUCCCCACGCGGAGGGCUCUGGCUUCAGCCAGGAGGCACUGCACUUAGCCAGCAGAAAGCUCUGGCCAUCUUCUGGCCACCAGCCCGGGCUGGUUGCCCUCCUGGCACCUGGAACCAGGGGCGAUCUUCACCUUUCUGUCGUUGUAUUUGAGGAGGCUGCUAGGCUUGAAACGAGCCCUUUCCUUGCUCAGUGUUGGAGGCGUGCUGCUCUGGCUGCUGGAACGUGCACCCUGCCCAAAGCCGGCUCUUGCAGCUCCUUCGUACAGGUGGCACUGUGCGUUGCAAAGCUUUGGGUUUUAGCAGCUGGGGAGGUGGUGAAAGGGAGUGGGAAGGAGUUGCCCUGGGCUAAUGUGAGCACAGCCACCCACCUUUGCUGCAUGCUCUGGGCUCUGCACUUUUGUAGCCCAGAGGGAGCUCGGGGUGGCCCAGGCGGGUUUUCCUGGCCCACUUGGCUGCAGCUCGGGGUGCUGCGAGUGAGUCUGACGUGCAAACUGGAAGAGCUUUCCACUGCUGCUUCGAAACCCAUCAGCCUGGACUUCAAGCAGGCUGCGUUCCCACAGGGAACGCCAGGGGUGGGAAGAGGAAACGACUUUCAAGUCCUGUUUUCCUGGAUUUUUGCUUUCAGUCACCCUAAUCCCUCACUGCUGCUUUGGCUGUGUGAUGGGGGGGGGACAGCCUGGGGCAGGACAGGGCAAAGCCUACCCCUACCAGGGGCGUUUGGUGGCCUUUGCAAGGCCAAGCCUGUGUGGCCAGACUGUUACUUGGAGGAAGCAGCCCUGCUCCACGAGUACCUAUGUAGAUAGUUUUAAGCUGUUGUUCAAAAACCUUGCGGUAGCUCCCUUUGUGCAGCUUCCUGUUGUUGACAUUAAAGUUUUCUUUGGAAAAAAAAAAAAAAAA